CUAUACUGCCCUUCUCCGAAGAUUCAGGGUGGUUUACAGCCAAGUUAAAAAGACAUAUACAAAAAUUAACCCGUGAGGGUUGCCUCACUUAACAGUGGGUGGAGUUGAUCUUAAACAUAAUUUGAAAUUUCAGUGAUCCAGACCAAAUGAUUAUUAAAGCCUGACGUAUUAAAUAUUUAGCUUUGCUGAAAUGCUAAACAGUAUAAAUUUUGACUUAAAUAUUUUUACAAGUACAUCUGGUCAAAUUAGUACUAUACUAUCUGCCUAAAUAACCGACUAAAGAAUAUAUUCUCGAACAGGGCUGUUCAAAGUCGUGGCUUGUCGCCCAGACACGUCAUGUGCUGGCCAUGCUCACGCCUGGUUUAGCCAAGGGGAAAAAAGUCCCAAUACAUCAUGUGACACCAACAUCACUAUGCGAGUUUGACACCCGUUCUAGAAGAUAUAUUCUAAUCAGCGAUAUAUAUAUAUAUAUAUAUAGAAAGAGAGAGAGAGAAAGAUAACAGGGUCACAUGUGCUCCUACAAAUCUUAGUUGAAGCCAGAGUCCCUCUAAAUGUUGCUGCAAAUUUCAAUUCAAAUCUGAUAGUAAGAGGGAAAAUGAAUUCAUCUUAAUUAAUUCAGCCAACUCUUUAUUUUUCUUCUCCAAAUGUCUCAUAAGAAAAUAUAGAUGUAAAACAAUGGCAUGUUGUAUAAGAUGCUCUUAGUUCAGUUUAUCAUUCCAAGAUAUAUCAUGCAAUGACUAUUGUUUUGUGUUAUGUGGUUUUGGUUACAUAUAGAUUCAUAGAGAAAACAAUUUAAAAUUAUAAUACAGAAUACAUUCAGAGUUCCAGGUAGUUGUUCCUAUCAUAAUGUCUUUAUGUUUUGUCCCUAAACAACUGUUGGCACAUGCUAAUUCUUCUCCAAGUUGUUGCAGAAUAGCCUAUUUUAAUGUUUUUAUAAAUACCUCUUCUCUGUAGACAAACUAGUUUACUCAUAUGCUUAGAAAAGUACAAUAAAUAAUAAAAAGAAAUAAAAGUAAUGCAACAACCACUAUUUUUAGCUAAAAAUGCAGGUCACCACAAACAUUCAUGCACCCAACUCUUCAACAACAGUGAAAAUUAGAGUAGAAUGGUGUUACAGGGAUGUCCAAAAUUGUACUGUACACUUUUUAGUCCCAUUUCACUUGCUGGAUUACAAGGCUGAAUUCCCAUUCCGCUUCUGUCCUUAAACACAGUAAGAGAUUUUAUUCCUUACCACUCAAGCUCAUCAUAUAUAUAUAUAAAUAUAUUUUAAUAUUUCCUUUGAAGGCCUCCUCUCAGACCCCUUACGUUGUUAUCCUUUUUCCAGUCCUCAGCCUAUUUCUGCCUACAAUAGUAAGUUUUACUUUCAAUAUAGGCCCUGCCUCAAGUUUUCUCUUACAACCUCUCGGGCCCUUCAGAGAACACGUGAGAGACAUGAGGCGGUGGGGCUGGUUUUUUUCUUUUUUUUUUGGACCUUCAGUCUUAAUCUCCUAACGCGACUUUUUAAAUUCAGGACUCGCUAGUCACGAACUGUGCAAAGGCCGUGGCGCUGUCAGGUCGCCCAGGCAGUCAUUCGGUCAUAUCCUCUUCUUGCUGCCGGUACAGCCAUUCAAGCCUGAGGACAACGGGAAGGGCUGCUAAACCUCUUUGCAUUUUUACUGGCUGCAAUUCUUGUCGCCGUUUCUCCGAUAGUCUCACUUUCGCGUUCCUUUUAGCGGGAAGAAGGACGCGCUUUCGCUGCCUCUUCCGGGACCGGGGAGGGGAGCUGCGAGGGAGGCGGCCUGCUGAGGCCCAGCCCGCCGGGAGUUUGGCUGACUGGCGGGCGGAGGGACGGACGAAGCCAGACUGCUAAGCUUCGGCUCGUUAGAGGGAGCUAUCGGCCGGAGACAGCGGGGCUUGCUGCAGUGAGCGACCUGCUCCUGCCUUCGCUUCCACCUCCUCGAGAGCCAGCGAAACUUGCCGGCGAGCCGAGUUAGCCGCAGGAGAAAGAGGCGGCGUCGAGGGGUCACGGCGCAGCCUCUUCGCGGCAGUCGAGGUGGGCGAGGGCCCUGGCGGCCACGGUUGCCACCGUUAUGAAUCCGACGGGCUCCUCAGAAAUGGCCCUGGAAGGAAAGCCGCCUGGUCGGAGGGAAGUCCAAAGCAAAUAGGGAGUGUUUCCCAGCCCAUUCCGUCCAGGCCAGAAACCUCCAUGUUCAUGAGACCGUCGUUAUCCCGCCAGAGUUGCAGCCACUGCCUCCACUUCCUUCUCCUUCACCGGCAGCCACCGAUCAAGGCACCCCCCUCUAUUGCUAAGGCCAUCAGGCCGGCUUCUCUGGGCCCUCCUGUUCCCUUUCCUCUGCGCAGCAGAAGGAAAAGACUACAAACUUCUGUGUGAAAAGAAUGGCUAUAACUUUGGAGAAGGCCCAAAGGGCAGGCUAUAUAUUUCUGAAAGCACUGUUAAGAUUUAGCUUCAUGGUUGCUAAUAACCUUGUUGCUAUUCCGUCCUAUAUUCUGUACAUGAUAGUACUGCAACCUCUUCGAUUAUUGGAUAAUAAAUGGUUUUGGCAUAUCGAAGGAGUAUUAUUUAAAUGGCUUUUAGCCAUGGUGGCAUCCUGGGGCUGGUGGGCAGGAUAUACAGUCAUGGAAUGGGGAGAUGAUAUUAGAACAAUUUCAGAAGAUGAAGCUUUGAUGCUGGUGAACCAUCAAUCAACCGGAGAUAUUUGCACUCUAAUGAUGUGCCUUCAAGACAAAGGCACGAAUGCACACUAUUUCUUAUCUCAAUUUUCCCAGGUUGUUCGUCGGAUGAUGUGGCUGAUGGAACAUAUGUUUAAAUACACAAAUUUUGGAAUUGUAUCUCUGAUUCAUGGAGACUUCUUUAUAAAACAGGGAAAAGCUUAUCGUGACCAGCAGCUUGUACUCCUCCGUGAACAUCUAGAAAAAUAUUACAGGAGCCGUAGUCGCAAGUGGAUUGUAUUGUUUCCAGAAGGUGGUUUUCUUAGAAAAAGAAGAGAAACCAGUCAGGCAUUUGCCAAGAAAAACAAUUUGCCAUUUCUUACACAUGUCACACUGCCAAGACUGGGAGCCACACAAGUUAUACUGAAAAAUCUGGUAGCUCAGCAAGAAAAUGGAACUUUGGCGGGUGAAAAGGUUCCUGUAUCAGAAAGUAAAUCAAAAGGUCUUCAGUGGGUGAUAGAUACAACUAUUGCAUUUCCCAAAGCUGAGCCCAUAGACAUUCAGACAUGGAUUCUUGGCUACAGGCGGCCAACAAUUACUCAUGUACAUUACAGAAUUUUUCCAAUUAAGGAUGUACCCAAUGAUCCUGAAGCACUCACUGUUUGGUUAUAUCAACGGUUCAUUGAAAAGGAGGGUCUUUUGUCACACUUUUACAAGACAGGAACAUUCCCUCCUCUGCAAGGACAGACCGAAGUUGUUUCCCGAGAGAUGACUCUUAGCAAUUUGUGGCUAAUUCUUGUACAGUUAUUUGCAUUUUUGUCAGGUGGUAUGUGGUACUGCAUUCUUCAGUAUUUUUAUGAAUGCCUAUUUUAAAAGGUGAAUGAAUGGGACACAAGGACACAAUGAGGAACUUUGGUACUUUACAGAAUGCAUCAUGUUAUGUGUUCAAAUAUGAAUAUGCCAGUAGAAAGGAGCAUACUGGAUGGACUUUCUCUCCUUUUGGGGGAGGAUUUUAAAUUCCAUUAGAAGAAAGGAUCAACAAUAUAGUGACCGAAUGAUAUAUUUUAAGAAUUAUCCAUAUUUUUAAAAGGGGUGACUUCAGCAUACCUAUGUCAGCAAAUUCAUCAUUUUAACAGGAAAUGCAGUUACGCAGCCAUCAGAGGUGAAUAUCUGUAGCAGAGAAUGCUUUUAUCACCGGUAGUAUUCAACAUUGUAGUUAAAACUCCAAAUCUUCAGCAACUUUCUUCAGUAGUCUGUACUGCAAGUCUUGUGGUAGAGAUCCUUCAUCUGCACAAGUCAAAUUGUAUUGUAAUUAAUUAUGCUGGAUCUGUUUAACAUAAUUCACAACCCUGGCUAUGGUAUUGUGACUGCCCCAUGAUACCUGUUUAGUAGCUUUUUUCCUUUUUUAAAAAAAAUCUUUUGAAUACUUUCUGAGAGAUCUUGUAUUGUAAGACAAAAAAAAGGAAAAGUAUACUGCAAAAAGACUUGCGGUGUCACGAAGUGUUGAAAAAAUUGUGCAUACCUCAUAGACCAAUCUAUUUUUACCAUGUUUUUGUCAUUUGAACCUCUUGUGAAUAUCCUCUUGAAAGGGUGCUUCAGAAAUGGAAUGUCAUUAAUCUGUUUCCUAUUGUUAUUAUAGAAUGCAUUUUGUCUUUUUCUUUCUUUCCUUCUUUCCUUCCUUCCUUCCUUCCUUCUUUUCUUUCUUUCUCAAAAUGCACUUUUAAAAAAGUGAUAAAGGAGCAUAGCUAGACAGAAAUGUAGGCGCUGUUUCUAAGAGCUAGUAUUUUGGAGGGCCAUUAGCAGUUCAGAAAGGUCUGGAUUUUCAGCAUUGAAGUACAUGAGUUGCCAUAGAUUUGGCAAAAUGAUUUUGUUGUUGUUGUUGUUGUAAUUUUUAAUCUUCAGAGAGGCCUUUAUUUUCAUCUGAGAAAAAGAAGCACUGGAAAUGUGUGUGGGACAGUUUAUACAUGCCAAGCACCUGAUGCUUUGCUUAUAGGAAAAAUAAGAGGAAGUUAGCUUAAUCAUCAAACAGAAUACCUAGUCAUUGAACAAAACAAAAAAAGAGAAGAAAAUCUGCUUUAUAAACCAGAGCUGUUGUGAAAUUCUCUGAACUGUAAAUGGCAUUACUAAAUCUGUCAUCUUGUUAAAAUAUGUCACUGUCAUAGGGAGUUUAACUGAAAAGGCAGUUUGGCACUAUAACAGGGUUCCAGGUGAUCACAUUACAGUUCUAUAAUAAUUUUGAAGAAUUCUGUGUUAUUAUCAUUCUUUGAAUGCUUGACAUCAAUACCGUGUGACUGCAUCAUUAUAAUACAAAACCAUUCCUAGAAACCAGUUUCUAAUUUACACGUUCAGGCCUGUAUACUAAUUACCAAAUGUUGUCUUUUCUGGACUGUAACUUUUUUUCUAAGAGCAAAGUCAAACCAACAACAGUUGUCUGUGCUGAGUUUGAGAUAUAUAUUCUUCUGUUUUUGUUCCGUUUUUGUUUUCCCAAAUUUCAUGAGAACCAGCUUUGGUGAGUAGUAUAUAAAAUAAAAAUAUAAAACCACAUUAUAUUUAUCUUUUGUUUGAAUGGGGUAGAAGUACAAUCAGAAAAGCAAAUUUUCUAUUAUCUAUAUAAAUGCCAUAAUAUGCAAAUAAUACUAAUUUUAAACUAGAAUACCUUUUAUUAAGUAUUAUGGCAACAUCUAUAAUUCACUCUAGGAUAAUAUAUAUUUUCAACAUAAUAAUUACAUGCAGUAGACCAUGUGAGUAUUAAAGGUACACUUUAACCAGUUUUUGAAAUGAUCAAUUUAUUACUAAUGUAAGAAAAUGCCAUUAAAUUAAUUCUUACGAAGUGCAGCAUUUUGGGGUAUGAGUACUUUUAAUUGCACUUGCCUUUUUGUGCUGGUUCUAAAGUGAACAGAAGGUUUUAUUUUCCUUUAGCAAAAUGGUGAUAUAGAUAGAGGUUUUCUUUCUAUUCAUUGGAUGGAUAUGGCUAUAAUUCAAAAGACUCAUUGUUGAUGUGGAUACAAAUAGUUGUUUAGAUGUACAUUGUUUGGAGAUACAUUAGAUUAAUUUGCUUCUACAAUAAUCUGGGUUUAAACAAAAUAAGUAGACACUCAAAUUCAUUGUUGUUUUUAAACUCUGUCAUGAGGAAUACAGUCCUUGUCCAUUGCAGAUAUUGCUGAUAGAUUCUGAAUGGGGGCUUGUUAAAACAAAUGGGAAUCACUAGGUGUAAUAUAGGUUAACCACUAAUUUUAGUUUAUUUUCUUUAAGAUGAUAAUGAUGAUGAUGUGUCCAUUCAGUUGUCAAACAUCCUCGCAAACAGGAUUUUGGUGAUCCUGUGGGCCGGAUCUCUCCACAUCUUCCGAUCUUGCCCUACUUCUUUAAUGUGAUACAUUUAUAAAGCACUUAUAAAACAUUAAUAAGGCAUUUAUAAAGCACUAGUGGCCCUUUAAUUAUGAAUUAUGUUUGUGAUUUUGGUAUAAUGGUAUAAUGCUAUGUCCCAUUAAUUUCAAGAGACACUUCCAAAUGAGGUGUUUCAGUAUAAACUGCACUGGAUUUUUUAUUCUACAGUGGAAAACACGAAGAAAGAAUAUUGUGCCUUCUUCAUCGCUGAAUCAGGAGAAACUGAAGACAGCGGUUUCAGGAACUCCUCAAUAAAAAGUAUUUCUCUACCCAGAAUAAAAGAUGGUUAAAUUGUUUAUUUGGCAAUAAUCCAUUGGAGUUCAACAGGACCAAAUGAUCCAAUUUAAGAAUGCAAAAAGUGUGUAGGAAGGAAUGUAUAUAUAUGGCUAUGUAUGCAAUGUUAUACUUAGCUGGUAACUAAGUGCAGCUCAUAUCUGAUCUUCUACCUUUUCCUUGCUUGCUUGGGUCACCUGCUGUUCUUGAAACCUUGUGUUGAAAUUACAUACCUAUAAAAUUUGUUAAUUUCAGAUCAUAGGGAUAGCACAAUAUUAUUUUUAGGCCAGAAGUGAUGAGUUUGACAGUAAUAAUGCUGACUCCAUAGAAAACAAUACAAUGUAUAUAUUUCAGAACUCUUUGUGCUUGGUGUUUCAGGUAAUCGCUUGGCAUGCCCUGUGAAUUUUCAGGGUCAAAAUGCUGCAUUAUCUCCUUUUAUACAACUACAAAUUGAAGUGCCUUUAAUAAUCUGCAUUAGAGGGAAGGGGAAGGGGAAGGUUUUUUCCUAGCAUAAAACAAAAUAAUAGGGCUGUGCACUUCUUUAGAUCUGAUGCCAAAAAGCGUUUAGAGAGAUAUGAAUGUAGCCUCAUCUGCAACUUAGUAAACCACCUCCCAACACGGCUGCUUUAGAGAAUUACAGAGAAAUAGUAUAGCACUACAUUCCUGCUUCUGUGCUAGCUUCAAAUGGUUGUAUUCUAAGGGAUCAAAACUAUUCACCGCCUUUCCUUCCUCAAUUAGAACCAGCCAGAAAGGUAGGGACAGCUCCUUGUUUAUUUGAUUAAUAUACAUUCUUAAUGGUUGGCAAUUUUUUUUUUAAUUAGGACUUACUGUAAACUUUGUGGAACAAAAAUAGCCCUCAUUUUGUCCUGUUCUUGUGAUAAAAAUCUGAAAUGCUGCAUUGUUCCAAAUUCAGAAUACCAAAAUGGCCUUCACAUUUUACACACCCUGCUUUCCUGCAGUCUGAUAUAUUGGCUUUUAAAUCUUUAGUCUUUUGUCUGCCAGUUGGUUGACAUGCAUGAUUCAUCUAAUCUCUUCAGGAAAUUAUAAUCAAGUAGGUCUCUGAUUUCCCUCUGAUGUUUCUGGCAACUGAAACGACACUCUAGUUUGAGAUGCUUACAUACACAUUGCAUUUCUGAAAUGGUUCUUAGAAAGGGCUGGCUGUUUGGGCUUUUCCACAGUGGGAACUGGUUCUACUAUCUGUCUGGAACAAUCUUUCUCAGCUCUGGCAGUUUUAAGAUGGGUGGACUUCAACUCCCAGACUUCUCCAGUCAGGCUGGCUUGGAAAUUGUGGGAGUUGAAGUCCAUCUAUCUUAUUUUAUUUUAUUUAUUUAUUUUUUAUUUUAUUAAAUUUUUAUACUGCCCUUCUCCCGAAGGACUCAGGGCGGUGUACAGCCAGAAUAAAACACAGAAUAUACACAAUUAAAAGAAUUUAAAAUAAACUAUUACUAAACGGCCGAUAAUUUAAAAGAUUUAAAAAUUUAAAAUAUUACUAAAACCCCAAUUUAAAAUCAACUAUUUAUGCCAGUCCUGCUUGAAUGAAUAAAUAUGUAUAUAAUAUUUAUAAAUAUAAAUAUAAUAUUUAUAUAAUAUUUAUAUAAUAUUAUAUAUAAUAAAUAUAAAUAUCUUAAAGUUGCCAAAGUUGAGAAACACUGGUCUUAGAAGAAAAAUGCCACUUGAAUAUUUUUUUUUAAUUUAGAAACCGACAUACUGUACAAUCAGUUUGAUCAAAUACAUUUGAUUCUACAAUAAUAUACUAUACCCUACUCCUAUUAUUCAUUGAUAUAGUUUUGUUAAAUGCAAGAUUAAUGUUCAGAUGGUAGGGCCUGUAUAAGUAGGCAUGACUGCAUUUCAGGACAUGAUUCUUUGUUUGAGAGAAAGGCUCCUGUCCUGGGAGACCAAAUAUCACAAAGACAUUAACAUACACUUAUCACAUAUGUCCUAAUAAAUAUAAACAAUGUGUACCAAAGCACCCUUUGUGUGUCUUCAUAUUCAGGAUUUGACUUGUUAGCAAAUCAUUAUGCCUUCAUUAACAAGCAACAAUUGAUAUGACCUAAUGGUUAUUACUGUGUAUGUGAUAUAAAUAACACACUAAUAGUAAACUUAUGUUAGGACUCUGUCCCUAAGGCUUAGGAUCCAGCAACUUGCAAUAUUCAAUAAGGGGACUGGAUCUUCGCCAGUUGUUUUUAGUAAAUUCUUUGGGUGUGUUUUCUAUGAACAACUUCACUUAUUGAUAGGAAUAUAGUAAGAAGCAAUUGGAAUAAGAAAGAAAUGGUCUUUGGUCUAUGUAGUCUUUCAAAUAUCUUCUAUUAUAACACAGACCGUUUUCUUAUUAUGAGCGACAGAAAUUGUAAAGGUGAACCAAACAUACUACAAUGGGAAACAUUUUUCCAUGUCCAUAAACAUUUCUUUGUUUGGAAAGCACGUAAAGCUUCCUUGUGAAAGAAAUUAUGUAAGUUUUCAAUGCCUUUUUCCAACCCCGAUUUCAUCCAGGUUAUAGAUAUAUAAGGAAAUACUGUAAGAGAUAGGAUUUUGUCUGGAUUUGACUUUCCUCUCUACCAACUAGUGAGUAUGAAUAGCUGUAUCACAUAGCCUUGGCUUGGGAGGUUUGCCAGAAGUUGAGUAAUGACUACUCUCAGCAGUCCCAGCAAGCACUGAAGAAUAUGGAUAGAUGUAGCCCAACAGCAACCAGGGCACUGAGUUCUCCGCUCAGCAUUUUCUAUACAGUAUUGUAAGGGAAACAAAACUGAAGUGUCCUAGAUUUUUUUCUAUUUCUUUUAUUCUUUUGGUUUUUAAAGUAUAGCUGGUUAGUUGCCACAAGAUGCUUGGGAGUGUGUGGGCAGUGCUGCUGAAUCUCAGAAAUGACACUGUCUGAAUAAGAUUUUUAAUUGUUUAAAGUGAGAAUUUAAUGCUCUGCUUAACACCCCCCCCCUUUCAAUAAUUUAUCAGAAAGGUCACAAGCUUUCACUGAUUACUUACUCAAAAUAACAUUAAAUCAUUAUUUACAUAAUUCUUGAUUGUACAAGAAGUGCUUAAGAAAACAGGUUGCCAGAUAAAUCCUAUACAGGUAGUCCUCAACCUAUGACCACAAUUUAGCUCAAAAUUUCCAUUGCUAAACAACAAAGCUGUUAAGUGAGUUUUACUCCCUGUGAUAACCUUUCUUGCUACUGUUAAGUGAAUCGCUGCAGGUGUUAAAGUUAGUAACAUGGUUGUUAAGUGAAUCCUCAUUGACUUUGCUUGUCAGAAGUUUGUAAAAGAGGAUCAUAUGAUACUGGGACACUGCGACCAUUAUAAAUAACUGCAAAUUGCCAAGCAUCCAAAUUAUUAUCACUUGGCCAUGCUGCAACGAUUGUGUGAAAAAUGGUCAAGUCACUUUUCAGCACCAUUAUAACUUUGAAUGGUCACUAAAUGAAGGGCAAGUGGAGGAUUACCUGUAGUAGGGGUGGAAAGAAGGUAAGCGAGAUUUAUUGGUAGAUCUCAAUGGGAUUCCUGACUCUGGCAUAUGGUAACCAGAAUUGGAUUUUGUGUGGGUAAGACCAAGCUUGUCCCACCAUAAAAGACAACGAAGCAGGUUAUUUUGAGAACUGUUCUUGUCUUAAGUACAGAAUCCUAUGAGACCACAUAGUCUGCCCUGAAGGCCUCAACUAAGCUUCUACCUCAGAUGCAAAAGAGAAUGCCAUGGAGCCACCAGUGCUGGGAGAAAAAUGCAGCUACCCAGUCAAUUCACUUCCAUAGAUGAAAGGAUGGGAAGAACCAUUUCUUCUUUGCUUAUUUAUUUAUUUAUUUAUUUGCAUUUAUAUCCCGCCCUUCUCCAAAGACUCAGGGCGGCUUACACAGUGUUAAGCAAUAGUCUUCAUCCAUUUGUAUAUUAUAUACAAAGUCAACUUAUUGCCCCCAACAAUCUGGGUCCUCAUUUUACCUACCUUAUAAAGGAUGAAAGGCUGAGUCAACCUUGGGCCUGGUGGGACUUGAACCUGCAGUAAUUGCAAGCAGCUGUGUUAAUAACAGGCUUAGUCUGCUGAGCCACCAGAGGCCCAUGCUUCAAGCAGCAUGCCUUAAUUUGAAUCUGAAAAAGCCUAAUUUCAUUCAGUUAUGAAACGCAAGCAAUUCCCCAACCCCCAUCCCACUUAUAGGUAAACCAACCUGGGAACAUCAGAUACUGAGAACAGGUUACAAAUGCUUUAAAUAAACAAAAACUAGUUCGCAAAGAACUGAAAUAGCAUGAAAACAGAACUAUUUCAGCACUCUAAAUCUAAAAAUUAAAUCUCUAUAUUCUAAACAGAACUCCUGUAAACUGUACAGUUCUGUACAGUCAGGUUUUCACAACUGUUGGAGCAUCCCCUUGGUCACGUGAUCAAAAUUCAGACGCUUGGCAAUAGAAAUUUUGGACUCAAUUGUGAUGGUAAGUCAAGGGGUACCUAGCCUAAACAAGAGUGACAUGAGUGUUAAUACCACACUAUAAGGCCUUAGUAAGACCACACUUGGGAUAUUGAAUCCAGUUUUGGACACCACAAUAUAAAAAAGAUGUUCAGAUUCUAGAAAAAAUGCAAAGAGCAACAUGAUUAGGUAACUGGAGGCUAAAAUACAUGAACGGUUGCAGAAAUUAGUUAUGUCUAAUUUAAUGAAAAGAAGGACUGUGGGUGACAUAUCAGUGUCCCAACAUCUAAGGGGCUGCCACAAAGAAGAGAAGGUCACCCUA
Ahaetulla prasina is the source of this 11002-nucleotide messenger RNA. It is a transcript of the gene LPGAT1, whose product is annotated as lysophosphatidylglycerol acyltransferase 1. The transcript has 9 exons. Gene Ontology annotation, molecular function: acyltransferase activity. The record is from RefSeq and is a predicted model, not a curated record. Bases 2377 to 3522 code for a protein of 381 amino acids. Gene Ontology annotation, cellular component: endomembrane system. Lineage: Eukaryota; Metazoa; Chordata; Lepidosauria; Squamata; Colubridae.